Molecule: messenger RNA, 1191 nt
Organism: Ananas comosus (pineapple)
Lineage: Eukaryota; Viridiplantae; Streptophyta; Magnoliopsida; Poales; Bromeliaceae
Exons: 5
Coding region: 206-919 (237 amino acids)
Source: RefSeq, a predicted model, not a curated record
UCUCUCUCUCUCUCUCCUCUGCAGUUCCGAGCGAUCUUUCUCCUUAAUUAGAUUUCCGAGAAAUAGUCCCAUCUCCUAUUCCGUUCCCACAGAGCUGCUUCGUCUCUCGUCGAAACUGGACGCUCUGGCCAUCGCGAACCACCAAAGGAUCGGCUUCGGGUUCGGGUUCGGGUUCGGCUUGGUGAGGAGUAAUCAGAGGAUAGUAAUGGUUAGUCCGAUGAUUCCGAUGGAGAAGGACGAGAUGGGUGGGCCGCCGUGGCUGAGGCCGCUCUUGAAGACGAGCUUCUUCGUGCCCUGCGAGGUUCACGGCGACUCCGCCAAGAGCGAGUGCAACAUGUACUGCUUGGAUUGCACGGGGAGGGCCCUCUGCUCCUACUGCAUCCCCGCCCACAAGGACCACCACGUUGUUCAGAUUCGGAGAUCAUCGUAUCACAACGUGAUCAGGGUGUCGGAGGUGUCGAAAUUCAUAGACAUCUCCUUCAUCCAGACCUACAUUAUCAACAGCGCCAAGAUCGUCUUCCUCAACGGCAGGCCGCAGCCGAGGCCCGGAAAAGGCGUCACCAACACCUGCGAAAUCUGCUGCCGCAGCCUCCUCGACUCCUUCCGCUUCUGCUCGCUCGGCUGCAAGUUGGAGGGCAUGGAGCGAGACCCGCACCUCACCUUCACACUCCGGCCGAAGCCCUACCGCCCCGACUCGAUCCAUGGGUCGGAAUCCGACGAGUCCUCGACCCCGAGGAAGGUGCGGAGGACGGCGGCGUCGAACCAUUGGAUCGACCACGAACUCCGCUUGGCGGCGCCGCCGCAUUCGGACGACGAGGGCGGCCACCUCUCCAACAGCAUUUCCCCGGGGACUCCCCCAAUCAUCACCUACCGGACGUCGCCCCGUAAGGGUAAACCCCGCCGAGCCCCUCAGUUCUGAACAACCUCCAAUUAUUCUUAUUAUUAAUAAUUAUUAUCAUCAGAAUAACAUAUAUUUUUUAAAGCAAAAAAAAAAAAAAGUAAUGAAAAAAAAUUGUGAUAUGGGUAAUAAUUUAUUAAUGGAGAUGGAGAAGAAGCUUCCAAAGCAUGUAGAAAGAUAGAAUUAAAAGUGCUGGAUAUGGUCAAUAAAUAAGGAAAGGAAAGAUACCCACCACCACCACCACCACCACCACCACCACCAUCAUAUGGGGUGAUAGGGGUGAUGGUAAUGCG